UGUUUAUGUUCAUUUUUCAUUAUUGUAAACUUUGACUUUUAGGUUAAGUUAAUGUUCUGUUGAUAGGAAAUUAUUAAUAUAUGCAUUGAAGGGAGCAGUAAUUUACAAACUAAUAGGCUAUCGUGCAGAAUUUAUUUAUACUUUAAAAUCAACUCCAUCAACGUAAAAUAUGAAAAAUACGUGAAGAUUAUUUUAGCAUAAUCCAAUCGGCUGUUUAUUAUAUUCUAAACUCAUAUAUAAUUGUGAUUUUUCGUUUUUUUUUAUAUAAAAUAAGUUUAUUGUUAACCUAGCUUGACUACAAAAUGAUGCAACAGUAUAUGAAGGAACUUGAACAGGAGCCAUUUGACCCAGAAGAGUUUGUGGAGCGCUUGGCAUGGAGGACAGUGGACAGCAACCGUGAAGAGGGAAACAGCACAUUCGAUCCUGUCUUGAUGCAUGAGACAUUUUCGCAGGCAAUCAAGGAUUUACAGUUACUCUUAGAACGCCAACAGAAGAAAUGUGAAAAGUUAGAGCAAGCUUGUCAUGAUGAAGAGGCUAACCACUGGCAAGAUAUUUCCAAGUUACAGGAAAAGAAUAAGUCAACGGUUAGCCUGUUCCAAGAACUGGACGAGAGAAUAAACUUUGUGGCCACAAAAGUGAUACACCUGGGAGACCAGUUGGAGAGUGUCAACACACCGCGAUCACGUGCUGUCCAGGCUCAGAAGCUCAUGAACCACUUUGCGGAGUUCCUCUCUCCUGGCCCAGUCAUGGCAGAGUUUACGCAGAUUGAUGAGGCAGCAGAUGUUAUACAAAAACUACAUUUGAUUGCUCAGGAACUACCCCCAGGAAAAUUUGAAGAGGCCAAGAAGAAGAUAGCAGUGAAGUACGAUGAGAUCGAGAGGGCUCUGAUAGAGGAAUUUGUUGAGGCCCAUCGCAAGUAUGAUGUAAACAGAAUGCAGGAGAUAGCUGCCAUCCUCUCACACUUCAAGGGCUACACUCAGUGUGUCGAUGCUUUCAUAGAGCACAGCCAGUCAAACACAUUUGGUGGCAAGGAUGUGUUCAGUGAUGUAAUCCCAAUGUGUGAGAAGAACUUCAAUUUGAUGAGUCAAGUUUUCAACAAUCCUGAACAAGUUAUGGGCAAAUUUGUCCUAAACAUUUACCACUUCAAACUUCAGAAAUACAUUGUUGGAAAACUCUCUGAUAAAUCAGAUGCUGACAAAUAUCUAAAGAACCUCAUGGAUUUAUAUAGCAGAACUGUCCAACUUUCCAAGGAAUUGUCCCGAUACAACAUGGGCACCGACGACACAUACCUCAGCACUCUGACAAGGAACAUCUUCCAGAAGUAUUUCGACUCCUAUAUCAGUAUAGAGACUAAAAGUCUGAAGGAGAAGUGCAUAACAAUAUUGAACAAGUAUUACGAGUCCAAGGGUCACCAGAAGAAGCAGUUGCAAGUUGGAGGAUUUCAGGAUUUGAGGCGAGAUCUUCAGGCCGUGAUCGGUACAAGAGCCAAUAUCAACAUUGCUCAGAUAGAGGACUACGGAGGAGAAACAUUCCUGUCCGAGGAGAUGGCUAUAGCUCUCCUACAGGAAACCAAGCUGGCCUUCCAACGCUGUCAACUGCUGUCACAGCAAGCAGAGCUGGCAGACAAUGCUGCCCGGAUAAUGGAUGUUCUGCUAGAUCAGCUGAUCACAGAACACGUGGAGUAUGCCAUAGAGCUGGGACUGCAGGCUGUGCCCAUCCCAGAGACCAAGACUCAGCAGCCACAGGUCUACUUCUUCAACAUAGUCAGUCAAGCCAAUGCUGUCAUCCAUCUUGUCGAGAAACAGUUCAGCGACAGUCUCAUUCCCAUAGUCAUAUCCACUCCUAAACAUGGAGAAUGUCUACAAAUGAAGAAGAGAAUUUUGGAUCCAAUUGAAACCAAAUUAGAUACCGGUCUUGACAGAUCCAUAAAUGCAGUCGUUGGCUGGGUAAAGAUAUUUUUGCAGGCUGAACAGAAGAAAACAGAUUUUCGACCAGAAACAGAUGUGGACACAUUAGCAUCUCCUGCAUGUAGUGUGGUGGUGCAGUACAUGAGCUCCAUAGUGGCUCACAUCCGAGACAGUCUCGACGGCAAGAACGUGGAGUAUGUUAUGUGUGAACUUGGCUGUCGCUUCCAUCGUGUUAUCUACGACCAUCUGCUGCAGUUCACCUAUAAUUCCGCAGGAGCGAUGUGUGCAAUCUGUGAUGUAAACGAGUACCGCAAAUGUGUAAAGGAGCUGCGGUCGCCACUGGUAAACACACUGUUUGACACUCUCCAUGGACUCUGCAAUUUGCUGCUGGUCAAACCAGAAAAUCUCAAGCAGGUCUGCACAGGCGACACUCUGGCUGGGUUGGAUCGUUCCAUUCUGCUUAAUUUCAUACAGCUGAGAAGUGACUACAAGACACAAAAAUUGGCAAGUUCUCUUAAAGGACUUGCAGCAUAGCUCAUUCUUGAAUAAUCCCUGUAUACUAUUUACUUUGUAAUUAUGUAUUUAUUAUUAAUUUAUAACAAUUACAAAAUAUUAUAUAACUAUAUUUUAUAACAAAU
Homalodisca vitripennis (glassy-winged sharpshooter) is the source of this 2545-nucleotide messenger RNA. RefSeq names its product exocyst complex component 5 (gene Sec10). The record is from RefSeq and is a predicted model, not a curated record. Bases 303 to 2441 code for a protein of 712 amino acids. Gene Ontology annotation, cellular component: cytoplasm; exocyst. The transcript is spliced from 17 exons. Lineage: Eukaryota; Metazoa; Arthropoda; Insecta; Hemiptera; Cicadellidae. Gene Ontology annotation, biological process: exocytosis; Golgi to plasma membrane transport.